Messenger RNA from Guillardia theta CCMP2712, 3657 nucleotides. RefSeq lists its product as hypothetical. Bases 1 to 3657 code for a protein of 1218 amino acids. The record is from RefSeq and is a predicted model, not a curated record. The transcript has 2 exons. Lineage: Eukaryota; Cryptophyceae; Pyrenomonadales; Geminigeraceae.
AUGGGAAGUUCGUUGGCGCCCUUCCUCCUCCUAUCUUGCUUCCUCCUUUCCCUUCCCCAGACAACUUCGACCUCCUUGACAGAAACUUGCGCCCUCCAAGAUCACUGCAGUGAUGGGGAUAAUCCAACUGCAAGGGCGGGAUCCGAUAAGGAUGAAUCCCUUGGAAAAGGGCAAUCUGCCAUGGAAAGGGACAAGAUAGAAGAAAUUCAUGUCUCAGACUCAUUUAACAACAUAUGGAACUACAGCUUUCUCAUUGAAAAACAUGAUGAAGGCAACGAAACCAAAGAAGAGUCUUCCAGUUCCAUGUCCAAGGAAUCUGACGAAAAGCAACUACCGCAAGGGACAUGCAGGAACAAACAGCAGACACCAACGUCAACCGAAUCAAUGCUCGUGAAAAUAGAAAUACAACCCAUUACCAUUCUGUCUGUAGGCACAACCUUGACCGUGUACGGGCUCGUCGGGUCGCAGACGGCGGACACGGAGAGGAUGGAGGUCGAGUCGGAGCCCGCGGGGCUGGUCAGGGAGGGGAGGGGGCGGUGGCUACAGGCGCCCGGCACCCUCGCCAUCGAGCUGGCGAUAGAGGUCAAGGCCGGGGAGGCCGCGGCCAUCCGCUUCAGGCUCCGGAACCCCCUCCAGCCCCAGGACGCGCCGCCGGCAGGGAUACGCGGGGAGCUAGGAGGAGGCGGGGGAGAGCUACGGGAGCAGAGGCUGGGAGGGCCCGACGGGGGAAGGGGCUGGCGGGGAGCGCUGCAGGUGAGGAGGAGGCCUGGGUUUACGACGAGGAGGAUCGGGCAGUCAUGUCCGCUGACGUCAUCCCACAACACGCUGUGGGUGACGCUAGAGAGCAACGCGGAGCUGGCGGGAGGGACGGAGCUGACCAUCUCGGGGCUCGCGGGGGCUCAGGUAGAGGACGGGGCCAUCACGGUAGAGUGCAGCGAGCCGGUGCUCGGCAGCAGGCGCGAGGAGGCAGAGACGAGCAGCUGGAUGAGGUGGCUGUCAGGCGGGACGGAGGCCAAGGGAAGAGGAGGGUACGAGGCUGGACGGGGAAGGUGGAGGAACGGGUCGCUGAGCUUGACGGUGCUGCCGGACAGAGCGCUGGCAGAGGGGCGGGCGUACGUGCUGGCGAUCAACGUCACCAACCCGCCCAGCCCGCAAGCAGCGCCGACGAUCGGCAUCGAGGCGAGGGGGGAGGUGAGCAUCGGGUGGACGGCGAUGGAGGCCGGGGGAGCCGGGGAGAGCCGGCUAGGGGUAGCGGGCGGGGGCAGGGCGCUGGAGGUACGACAGGGAGGGCUGGUAGCGGUACGAGCAGGUCAGACCAACCCUUUCGUGGGAGGGCGGAACACGGUGUGGGUGUCGGCGACGAGCAACUGCAGCCUCAGGCCGGGGUCGUCGGUAGCCGUACGGGGGCUGGGGGGGAGGCCGGGAGGGAGAGGCCGAGAGCCCGGGGCGAGGGCGUGGAAGAGGCGGCCUGGGGAGGAGGGCGGGCGGGAGGAGGUCGGGUGGGCUUGGGGCGCGGAGAGGGAGGGCGAGGUCAACCUGACGCUAGCGACGGAGGUCGAGGCGGGGGAGGAGCUGGUGAUAGAGCUGGACAUGACCAACGCCGAGGAGCAGGACGGGGCGACGGUCGAGGUCGAGGGGGUCGUGUACACGGGGCAGGGGUGGAGCGGUCUAGCGGGGGCGAGGGCGGAGAGCGAGGAGGGCAGCGUGCUGGGAGUAGAGAGAGGAGGAGCUCCGCUGGUCAUCCGGCAGGCGAGGCUCCAGCGAGCUACGGCCAGGCAGAGCGACCCGACGGCCGGAGAGGAGAACGAGAUCCGCAUCAUGCUACAGGCCAAGUACACGGUGGUGGCAGGCUCGACCUUGACCGUGUACGGGCUCGUCGGGUCGCAGACGGCGGACACGGAGAGGAUGGAGGUCGAGUCGGAGCCCGCGGGGCUGGUCAGGGAGGGGAGGGGGCGGUGGCUACAGGCGCCCGGCACCCUCGCCAUCGAGCUGGCGACAGAGGUCAAGGCCGGGGAGGCCGCGGCCAUCCGCUUCAGGCUCCGGAACCCCCUCCAGCCCCAGGACGCGCCGCCGGCAGGGAUACGCGGGGAGCUAGGAGGAGGCGGGGGAGAGCUACGGGAGCAGAGGCUGGGAGGGCCCGACGGGGGAAGGGGCUGGCGGGGAGCGCUGCAGGUGAGGAGGAGGCCUGGGUUUACGACGAGGAGGAUCGGGCAGUCAUGUCCUCUGGCGGGGGCGCUCAACAACAUCAGCGUGACGCUGGUGGCGAGCACGGAGCUCGAGGGCGACAUGGGAGCAGCGAUCACGGUGUCAGGGCUGGUCGGGGCGCAGGCAGAUAGGCGGUUGCGGGUGUGGACGGUAGACGGUAAGGGCGGAGACUGGGUCCCGAGUAGGAGGAGCUGCAGGCAGGGGGAGGCCGGAUGGGGGGAGUGGGAGGAGACGGGGAGGCUACGGAUGGCGGUGUGCGCAGGCGAGAGGAUAGCGGGGGGAGAAGAGUACGUGGUGCGCUUCACGGUCAGGAACCCCCCGACCGCACAGGAGGCCGUGCGGGCGGAGGUCCGGGCAGGGCUGGAGGACGGGGAGGGGGAGGUCCUGUACGAGGGGGAGGCGAUGGAGGCAGGGAGCGGGCCAGCGAUGGGGGUAGCCGGGGGAGCGAGGCCGAUGAUGGUCAGGGAGCCGGCGCUGACGAGGGCGACGAUCGAGCAGAGCACGCGGGUGGCGUCGGCAGAGAACGAGCUGACGGUGAGGCUGGAGGGGAACUUCGCGCUGCCGGCAGGCGCCGAGGUCAUCAUCGCGGGGCUGAGGGGGUCAGGGACGGGGGACAGGGAGGGGAUGGCGGUAAGGAGCGAGCCCGGGGGGACGCUGGGAGAGACGGGGCGGUGGGACCAGGAGAGCGGGACGCUUCGAGUACGAGCGAGGGCAUCGAGCGAGGGGCCGCUGCGGCUGGCGGUGACCUUCCAGAUUGUACAAGAGCAGCUCGCUGUGACCCCCAUAGAUUCCUCUCCGAUCAACAAGGACGCGUCAGAUUAUGUGUUUUCAGUGAUUCAACCACGCUUGAACGUCACUGCCAUGUACCUCUGUCGCAAGGGCUCGAACCGGAUGAGCCUUGUGUUUGAACUGAGGUCCAACAUCGACCUUACAUCAGGGACCAGCAUCCGGUUGGGAGGACUGGAGGGGAUAGCCUCGAGCAAGGCCCUCAGACUCUCUCCCUUCCCUCAAGGAGCCAACGGAGAGCUUCUAUUUGCUUGUCUGUGGUCCCUCUCUCCUGACGGCAAACUAGUCGGCAGGCAGUCGAAGGCACAGACUAAGUGCGCUCAGCUCAUCAACGAGAGUUUGAUCUUGGACAUCGGGGAAGGAUCUCUCGUACAAGCAAGUACAACUUACAAGUUCUCUGUCACGUUCUCUUCACCUUCUUGUCCGCCUUCCAAGACUUUAAACAUUCAAGUUACAGGAAAGCUGAAAAUCCCUCGGUUCAGAACACGUUUGAGAGAGCUCAGCGGCCAGGCAGAGGAGGAUGGACCUGCAAAUCCCAUCCUCCUGCACAUUCUUCAUGUUCUCGUUAUUGUCGCUGGCUUCGCCAUAGCGUGCUGGCUCCAGUACAACGAAAAGUUGUUCCUUGAAACGAUCAAACAGCUCAAGCUCAAGCUCAAGUCACGAUGA